Messenger RNA from Colletotrichum higginsianum IMI 349063, 2727 nucleotides. Its product is annotated as DENN domain-containing protein. The record is from RefSeq and is a predicted model, not a curated record. Bases 1 to 2727 code for a protein of 908 amino acids. Gene Ontology annotation, cellular component: cytoplasmic vesicle. The transcript has 3 exons. Gene Ontology annotation, biological process: regulation of Rab protein signal transduction. Lineage: Eukaryota; Fungi; Ascomycota; Sordariomycetes; Glomerellales; Glomerellaceae.
AUGGCGCCUUCGCUGCACGCACACUCGUCCUUCACCCGCCCGCGGACCGGCGACCGCGAUGGCCGACCUACCACCCGUGAUCAGGGCGACAACAAUCUGAUCAUCCCGAGCCGCACCUCUUCUCUCCACUCGCGCAUCACCCAGCCGAUUCCCUCGACACUGAACGCGAAGCCCCAGCAGCGGACUCCCAAGACACUUACUCACGCCUACAUGGUUUGCGGUGUCGGCAGAGAACCUUCCCAAUGGGUUAAGGCUCCCGCUCCCGCCCAAGGCAAGAUUGGUCACAUGAAGGGUGCUGUUGGUCAAUUCUGGCUGCCCGAGAUUCUCGGAAGCAGUCCCAGGCUGGAGCAGGAUAACGAGAUCGCGAGGUCCCUGCACGCUGCCAUGCGGGCUUGCUUCCCCCACGAUGUUGAGAUCUGCACCGGCCGCAGCCAGCCUCACUGUGUCCACCAUGCUUUCGUCUUGCAGCAGGACUCGUCUCACACCUUGUACGGUAUCUGUCUGCGUGUGUGGUCGCGAGCCGACGAGAAGAGGGCCGAGACAAUUCGCGAUCUGCGCAAGAGAACCGAGCCCGACUACUACGACAACCCUGACGAGACGUACUGGAUCCCGUACUGCCUGUCGUUUCUGUCUCGGUACCCGCUGUACAACCUUCUUGGAGACUACUUGCGAGGCAUGUGGAUCCACUGGAACAAGGCGACCAACUUGUUUCACGCCGAGGAGGUCUCGCGCAUCCUCAGCUUCCCGGCCCCGAGACUCAACGACCUCGUCAGGAUUGAUAUGAAGGACUACGCUCUUUGCUACCAGUUCCCCUCAUCACCCACUGGCUUCCAGAACUUUGCCAUGUGGCCCUUGUUCUGCUGCCUGUCCAUCCCCAACAUUGUUGGUGUUAUCGAGGCCGCCAUCUCGCCCACCCGCCGCAUCAUCUUCGUUAGUCACUACCCGGCCAUGCUUACCAUGGCUGCAGAGACUGUUCGAUAUUGCGUUCGCGUUUACGAAUGGAGUGGGCUCUAUGUGCCUGUUGUGCAUGCUCGUCAUGCCAAGGAUUUGGUUCAGGAGCCGGGCCCUUACAUUCUAGGCAUCACCGCCGAGUGCCGCUCUCUCUUCACUGCGCCGACCGACGCCUUGGUGGUUGAUCUCGACCGCAACUUUGUGCUCACCUCCAGCCCUCCGACCGCGCUAAAUCCCAGCCAGCGCAACAAGUUUGUCACCCGUCUCACCCAGUCUCUCAAUGGCGAUGUCACUCCUUCCGGCGUCCCCCCCCAUCUUCGGUCUGCGUAUGGCGGUGGCAAGCUCGUCCCCGCCGGCCAGAUCAUCGUGAUGCGUGGUGAGGUUGAGUCCAUUCAGGACCCCGAGUGGUGGAGUCAGGAUUCCGUCAUGGCUGUCAUGGACCACGUCUGCGAGAAGAUGGGUCGCAACACUGGCAUUAAGGCUGUCUUUGGCGGCUCCGUCAAGAAGCCUUUGAUGACAAAGGUCUCGAUGAGGCACCUCAACGAAAUUGUCCGCGAGAGGAACCAGUACUCUCGCGAUGCCCUCGAGGCCUGGCAGGAUUUCAUCAACCUGAAGGGUCGCAUGGACACCGAGCUCAACAAGGUCACCAAGCGCAACAAUUAUCUCAACGAGGAGCUCGAGAGCUGGAAACAGCAGUUUCUCAAGUUCCAGGCGUUCGCCGAACAGCUCACCAAGGAAACCCAGGAUCUUAAGGCCAAGAUCGAGACGCACAAGAGGGAGAACAGGCGUCUCGCAAGUCUCAUCGACCAGCAAAAAGAUGACAACGGACGUCUCAAUGUCCGUCUUGGUGCUACCGAGAAGCAGCGCGACGACGCACUCGAGGCCCUCGUCCUCCAACAGGAGAUUGCCGAGGAGCUUGAACGCGAACGUAAGCGCAACAAGAAGGAGCUUGCUGCUCUUCAGCACACCAACGUCACCAUUCUCAGACAACGUGACGAGGCUCGCCGUGUCGUGCUGCAUCUUCGCAGCUUAAUAGGCGGACAGAGUCACCACAUGGAGCACCUGGUCCAGUCUUUGACCAAGCCUGACGACUUGGAGCGUGAGAUUGAAGAGGGCUUCGAGCCGGAGGUCGGUGAGGACGGCGUCUCCCCCAGGGACGCUGAUGCCAACCAGGCCCGUCUCCUCUCAGCUGCCGCCCAGGCAAACAAGAGACUCUCUGCUUCGAGUUUCAAGGACGUGGCAGACCGCCACCUCAAGGACAAGACGGAUGCCAUCGCGCACAUCAUCCGCAACAUUGCUGAGCAAUGCCAGGCUGCCGUUGAGGGCCUGCAGCUGGCUCAGGAUGCCGACUUUGAUGAACGCGCCGCCAGCGCCGCCAGACUUCGCGCUCAGCGCCGUCGCAGCAACUUGUCCGCUACCCACAGCGACGAUGGUCACGAGACGCAGUCAAAUGCGACGUCCGACAUGGGCGACGACAGCCUCCUCCACCCCGCCUCUGGUCGGAUAUCCAGCAUCCCCCCUACCCCGGACCUGGUCCCAAACCGAAGCAGCACGGCCAUGUCAUUCGCUUCCAGCGCCGCGACCCCUGAGCGGUCAAGUCAGCAGUACAUGAUCCACCAGGACAUCCCCACCAAGAUCGUCGAGGACGAUGAGGAUUUCGACGAGGACCGCAGCGAGUCCGAGACGAUGCCCCAGCAAUCUGUUGGCAAACACACCGACAGCCUCAUUCACCGCCCAUCCGGCGCCCGUAUCAGUGCCCUGGGUGGCACCCGCUAA